Messenger RNA from Paracoccidioides lutzii Pb01, 450 nucleotides. RefSeq lists its product as hypothetical. The record is from RefSeq and is a predicted model, not a curated record. Bases 1 to 450 code for a protein of 149 amino acids. The transcript has 2 exons.
AUGGAUCGUCGUGACACGGCGUUUUCCCAUGGCAGCCGGAGCAAGCUUUGCAGACUGGGCUUAAAAGGAGCUCCAAGUGAGCUUCUAAAGUUGUCAUUGGUUACCGAUCCCCUCUCGCAGGACAGGGAGGAAAAACCGGUUUGGAUUGUGCCUGCGGGACACAAAAUGAGGGUAUCUCAUCUCAUUUUGAUUCCAUUGGCUGGCUGCAUCAGGCGGUGCUAUCGGUACGAAUUGUCUCGAGCCAGUGAGACUCCAGAAGCAGACGCCAUGCCCUGUCUGCUUGUGCAUGAACCUGUCGUCGAAAUAUUGAGGAUUGCAAACGCACCCAGCCCGUUAAAAAGUUUUAGGGUUAGGUCUGGCGAUCGUGGAUGGCUUCACUCGGGGCUGGCUGGAAUAUCUGAAGUUCCAUUUCCGCGAACUAGAGUUCGCAGGCUCCAGGGAUUGUGGUAA